Messenger RNA from Blepharisma stoltei, 1012 nucleotides. The record is from the annotation of a GenBank genome assembly. NCBI's taxonomy places the organism in Eukaryota, Ciliophora, Heterotrichea, Heterotrichida, Blepharismidae.
AUGGAAGCCAAAAAACAUAUCUCCACUCUAUUCAGCCCUAGUUUCAACGACAACACAUCAGCAUUAAGUGCCAGAGGCCGCUCUGAGUGUGCUUCUGUUGACGCUCCAGUCAAGCCUAAAACAGCUCGCCGUGUAUUUCGGCUUCAGCAUCUAAUUAAAGACUGCCAUUCUCUCCACGAAAACGUCUAUCAGACUUUCAAAGACGCCAAAUCCAAAAAAAACUUCCAUGUUGGCCGUAUGAAAAUCCUUAACGACGGCAUAACAAUCCCGAAACCUCCAAGCUUUUGAAAAGUGGAUAAAAACUAUUUAGACGGAAAAACAAAAAUAACCAGACUUAAAAAAAAGCGUGAACUUGAAGCCAAAAGAAAAGACCUGGAUCCGCUUUCAUGGGAUAAUUUCGCAUUGACAAGUAGAGAGUUCCAGAAACGAGAGUUCGGGAAGGUCAAUGAAGCUCAUAAAAAUGACGAAUUAUUAGACGCAUUGAUGUCGCCAAGGUAUAUUUUUGCUCAAUAUAUGAGGGUGGCGUCUCCUGAAAAACAUGAAGGAAAUGUGCAAAGGGAGCAUAUACUUAGGCAAAAAAAUAUUUUUUUUAAAAAAAAAUAAUGGGAUUAUAUUUUAAUAAAUAUUGUGGCAAGGGGAUUAAUGAUAAGGUAAAAGGGCUUAUAAGAGUCAUAGGAUUAUUUUUGGGACUCGAGAAAAAGCUGGAAUCCCAAGCUGGUUUGACAGGAAAAUGAAAAGGGAUGUCACAAAAACCCUAAAAGUAGAUUUUCCUAUCGAAAUGAUGGAGCAGCACAUUACGAGUGAUAAGGAAAAAGAAAAUGACCAGAAAAGCGAAGACGCAGACUUUGAUUUUCUGUUUCCUUAUAAGAAUAUUGAUACAUUGAAAUACAAAAUGCGGCUAGAAAAAAUGGUAGGAUCCAGACAUAAAAAAGAAUUUUUAAGGCCUAGUUCACAUUUUCAGGUAAUAUCUCCGAGCACGCUGAAACUGUUUGGGAAAGAAAAAAUUGAAUAA